AUGGAUGAACAAAAUGUGGUCUACCUAUUCAGUCUGACGAAGGAAGGAAAUUCGAACACAUGCUAUCGUAUGAAUGAACCUGGAGAAAUCAGGAGACGCGCGCACCCUGGCACAGUGGGUCAGCCGCCACCUGUGACGGAAGCACCCCAGGGGCUCCGCCAAGCAGACACUCUACAGGAGAAAAAUAAGACCCUUUUCCUGCGUUACCCCGACCCGAGGCGGCCUUUCACGGCUCCGGUAGACACAGAGCCGUGCGCUCCCGGGGGCGCCGGGGCUCCGCGACGGCCCCGGCCGCAGCCCUCCUCCACGCCAGGCAGGCGCUGCCUCAGCACCGGCCGCCGCGCGCGCGGGACCCCUCCCCGCCACCGCCCCGCGCCGCGGCCCCGCAGGACGGCGAGCCGAGGCGCCGCAGCACCGGAAGUCCGCGCCGCGGGGAGACGGCCGCAUCCACGCCCGCGCCGACCCGCACGAGCGCGCGCGCGUGCGCAGUCGCGCCCCGGGCGUCUGCUCUCCUUCCCACGACCUCCCCUCCGGCGCCUGCGCACUGAGUCCGUCCUCUCAGGCCCGGAAGGCUGCGGCGACUCACAGCCUCACGGGCCGACUGCCGCUCGCUCCGAGACCCGCCGCCGCUCUCCCGUCCCGGCCUGGCAGGCGCGCGCCCACCGCGGGGCGCCGGCGAGGCUUCCGGGGAGCUCGCGGGCGCCCAGCAGCUCGGGCGGCGGGAGCGGCGGCAGCGGCCAGGCAGCCCAGCUCCGCGAAGGCUCUCGGCGCGCCGCGGCCCGCAGGCACCCGGCACGCGCCCUCCGCGCCGCCAGGAUGCCCAAGAGGAAGGUCAGCUCUGCCGAGGGGGCGGCCAAGGAGGAGCCCAAGAGGCGGUCGGCGCGCUUGUCGGCGAAGCCGGCCCCCGCGAAGGUGGAAACGAAGCCCAAGAAGGCCGCCGGGAAGGAUAAGUCAUCAGACAAGAAAGUGCAAGCAAAGGGGAAGAGAGGAGCAAAGGGAAAACAGGCCGAGGUGGCUAACCAAGAAGCUAAAGAAGACCUGCCUGCAGAAAACGGAGAAACGAAAAACGAAGAGAGUCCAGCCUCUGAUGAAGCAGAAGAGAAAGAAGCCAAGUCCGAUUAAUACCAUACACCAUGUGUUAGCAGUGCUCCCUGUCUCCCUUCUUGUACAAUCCAGAGGAAUAUUUUUAUCAACUAUUUUGUAAAUGCAAGUUUUUUAGUAGCUCUAGAAACAUUUUUAAGAAGGAGGGAAGCCCACCUCAUCCCAUUUUUUAAGUGUAAAUGAUUUUUUUUAAGAGGUGAAAUCAUUUGCUGGUUGUUUAUUUUUUGGUACAACCAGAAAAUAGUGGCAUAUUGAAUUCUGGGAGGCUUUGACUGUCUUGGGUGUCAGCUUAACAUUCCAUAGGUGGGGGUGGUUUUUAUAUCCUACAGUACAGCGCAUACUAAAUGGCAAUUUGGAGUCUCAAUUGUGCAUUUAAUCUGUCUUGAAUAUUUUCAGUUACUUCUCCCGUGUUUUGUAGAAUUGUUUUCUACAGAAAACCACUCCUUGUUCUGUCAGAACCAUGUGCACUCUGUAACAUCUUCGGUUGUGGUAGUCCAGUUUUCCUAAUGAUUUUGUUAAUGUGCCGUGAAAGAUUGAAAAUUUGAGUGUCGUGUAUAUGCUAUUAUAUUGUGAAUGGGUGGGAUUUAUGUAACAGCAUCUGAAGAUACUUGUACUUGAUAGCCUCUUAAGGAAGAGUUGCCUCCAAAUUUGAAGCUGGAAAGUCACUGGAAUAACUUUUAAAAAAAAGAAUGACAAUUCAUGGCUUUUUAGAUUUUUGGUACGUAUGUUAAGAAUUGUGUACAAAUUAAAAUGUGUGUGCUGAUUCUCAACACCAAUAAAAUCUCAAUUAUGGACAAAUGCUUUGAA
Molecule: messenger RNA, 1908 nt
Organism: Oryctolagus cuniculus (rabbit)
Lineage: Eukaryota; Metazoa; Chordata; Mammalia; Lagomorpha; Leporidae
Source: RefSeq, a predicted model, not a curated record